GAUAAACUGCCAAUAAACACAACAAAGAGGAAGAGAAAUUCUCGGCGAUUGAGUAGUAAUUUUUAGCUAUUAAAGUUGUGUAAUUAGUUGUUUCUGACAGCAGAUGCAGGCAGACAUGUACCGCUGCAUGGCAAGGCUAGCUGAGCAGCGUUGGCAGUGCUCAGUCCGUUGUAUGAGCUCUGCAGCCAGGAAGAGGAAGGCUCUGCGCAGUGCCUUCCAGGUGCUGGAGCAGCCCCUGCAGCCCAUCCACCAACAUGUGUAUGAAGCUAAUCUCCGAAACAGCAACACCUGCCAUAAGAAGUACACAGAGUUGAGUGAGAAGGUAAGGAAAGGGGGAGGGGAAAAUGCCAUCACCAGACACACCCAGAGAAACAGGAAGUUGCUGGUCAGGGAUCGGCUGCGCCUCCUGUUUGAUGAUGAGGACUUCCUUGAGCUGUCACCAUUAGCUGGUCUAGGUUUGCCGUACGGGGACAUCCCUUCAGCCGGCUGCCUAACUGGCAUUGGCAGGAUCAAUGGUCUGUGGUGUGUAUUUAUUGCCAACGAUGCCACAGUGAAAGGCGGCACAGCGUAUCCAAUCACAGUGAAGAAGCAGCUACGGGCACAGGAAGUGGCGAUUCAGAACCGCCUGCCUUGUGUUUACCUGGUCGACUCUGGAGGAGCUUUUCUACCACUGCAGUCAGAGAUCUUUCCUGAUAAGAACCAGGGAGGAAGGACGUUCUAUAACGAAGCCAUCAUGUCUUCCAUGAAGAUCCCACAGGUGUCGGUGGUGUGUGGGUCGUGCACAGCGGGUGGAGCUUACAUCCCCACUAUGGCAGAAGAGGCAGUGAUGGUGCACCGGAUAGGGACCAUAUUCCUGGGAGGACCGCCACUUGUCAAGGCCGCCACGGGCGAGGAAGUCACACCAGAGGACCUGGGAGGAGCCAGGCUUCAUGCUGAGGUGAGUGGCUGUGUGGACUAUUUCGCCUGGGAAGAAAAGGAGGCGUACGAUUACACCAGAAACAUCAUAUCCACCCUCAACUUCCAACUGCCCGAGGAAGAGGAGGAGGAUGAGGAGAAGACGAAGAAGCGAAAAGCAGAGGAGGAGCCGCUGUACAGUUCGGAGGAGCUUCUGGGGCUCGCUCCUAGAAGUUAUAACUACAGUCUGGAUGUUAAAAUGGUAGUCAGUCGGCUGACAGACGGGAGCCGCUUCCAGGAGUUCAAAGCUCGCUAUGGAACCACACUCAUCACUGGCUUUGCAAAGAUACAUGGGUUUCCUGUCUGGCAAGACAGUGUUUAUACACACCACCUGGUGGGAAUAGUAGCCAACAACGGAGAACUGUCAUACCAGGCCGCACUGAAAGGCAGCCAUUUUGUCCAGUUGUGUGACCAGAGAGACAUCCCCCUCCUCUUCCUCCAGAACACAGCACCAACAGCAGCUCUAACACUCUCUACAACACAGGCAGAGAUGAACAGUAACCGUCUGAAGGCUCAGGGUUCAAUGAUGUCAGCAGUAGCGUGUGCCUCCGUCCCCAAAAUCACUGUGGUGAUUGGUGGUUGCCAUGGUGCUGACAGCUACGCCAUGUGUGGGCGGGCCUUUGACCCUAAUUUCCUGUUCCUGUGGCCCAACGCCAGAGUGGCGAUGAUGGCUCCAGGUCAUGCUGGCUCGCUGCUUCCCCCUGACAGUGAGCAGGAGGACAAUUUAAAUAGGACAUUGAAGGUGGAGAGCUCAGCUUUCUUCUCCUCCAGCAGGCUCUGGGACGAUGGAGUCAUUCUGCCUCAGGACACCAGGAGGGUUCUCAGAGACUGCCUGGACAUCAUCAAACAGCAGCAGUAUCAGCUUUCCACAGAGAAACUGCAGUCAACACUUCUGCGUAUGUAGAGGCCUCUGUCUUUCUUCGCCUUGCUUCCUCUGGACACUUUAAACAUCUGUCCAUCACUGAGAUUUAACUGCUGCUGAAGCCCAUUGGUAAUCUGUGUCUGUAUCUCUGGCUUGUACCCAUGCUAACACUUCAGCAUACAGUAUGAUUAGUAAUUGUAGGAUUAUACCAAAGUCAUAAAAUUAAAACUUGUAGCAGCUCUUGAAAAGUCGUAUCGACCAGCAACUAACAGUCUGCAAGGAAAUAUUAAUUUAAAUUUUUUUGUCAAUUUUACAUUAUGCUUUUAAUCUAUCAUCUGAUUCAUCAUUGAUUACUCACUUCAUAUUUAAUGUAUUUUAUCAUAGGUCAUAUAUAUAAAGUUAUUAUGUUUUGAUUACACACGUCAUAUAAUAAAAAUUCAUGUCAAAUACUGAAUGCAAAAAGGUGUUAGCAUGGCCAAUGUAUGGAAAUAUUUACAGCAGAUACAAUGGCAGCUAUAUAGCACAUGUCAAAGAUGGCACAGAGGCAAUUCAAAGUGCUUUACACUGGCAAAGAAAAGCAUUAGAAUGACAUACAAAACAAUAAGCAAUAAAAACCAGAAGAAAAUCAAUUAAGAUAGAAGAAAAAUAAAUGAAAGAUGAUUUCAUUGUCCAUCCUAAUGAACCAAACCCCUUUUUUUUAAAGGUGGUAGAUACCUUCAAAGCUCCCACAAAAUGUUAUCAUUGCUUCCUUAAACCUGCAUAAAUUGAUUUUUAUGCAGCACAAGAAUCUGUAAACACAACAUCGCCGUAUUAUAACAUUAAAAACCUUAAGAACAGUUUAUAGGAGAUAAUGAACAUUGUGAUUGUCUAAUUUUUGCACAUGGCACAGAGAUGUUUUGACAUGUUUUUAAUUCACACUGUUUUUAUCUGGAAAAUACUGGAUGGAAAUGUGUUUUCAUAGAAAUGUAUCUUUUUAUUUAUCUUGUUCUCUACCUCUCUUCUAGCUCUUGUGUCAAAAACAGUCAAGAGAUAAAAGAUUAGAAGCUGCUCUCCAAAAGCAGCUCAUAGGAGCGUUAACCUGUGGCAUUUAUUUUACAGUAAUUACUGUCAAAACAACUACACUGUAAUAAGAUUCCACAAAAUAUUUUGUAUUUAAUUGUAACUCUUGCUUUACAAGCAUAAUGUCACAAAUGUGCAGGUGCUAUUGGGUUUUUGCUACAAGGUUUUUAACAAAAGCAAAGUAAACUGUGAAGUAAACUCA
Siniperca chuatsi (mandarin fish) is the source of this 3077-nucleotide messenger RNA. Its product is annotated as methylcrotonoyl-coenzyme A carboxylase 2. Gene Ontology annotation, molecular function: methylcrotonoyl-CoA carboxylase activity. Gene Ontology annotation, biological process: L-leucine catabolic process. The transcript has 13 exons. Gene Ontology annotation, cellular component: methylcrotonoyl-CoA carboxylase complex; mitochondrion. NCBI's taxonomy places the organism in Eukaryota, Metazoa, Chordata, Actinopteri, Centrarchiformes, Sinipercidae. The record is from RefSeq and is a predicted model, not a curated record. Bases 104 to 1858 code for a protein of 584 amino acids.